AUACGAUAUGAUGCGAAAACGAGUGAUGCGGACCACUCACCAAAAUCUAUGAUUCCACAACACUGGAAGACAUCCACGUGUACACAUGAAAUGGCAACCUUCUUCUGCCGGAGACAGGCCGUGAGGCCCCGCUGUCAUGUCAUCAACAGCCGUUGUCCCAUUUUGUCUCCCGUCACCUUGAGAGCCUCCGUUCCUCCCCGGUCUGCCCAAGUCAUACCAACACCCCCGUCGCCCUCGUCGUGAAUGCUACGAAGGUCGCGUUCGUCCAGCGGAAUGGGGCUAUUGGAUGGUCUUCAAACCCUGCAAGGCGCCCCGCCGUCGCGAGAUGCCGGCACUAGCGAUCCGCCGCUCAACGAUGCCAUGGCCCACCUGUCCACCGGCGCCAAGUCGUUCUUCGGUGACUUCGGCUCCUCAAUCGGUGAUGGCGUCGACAAUCUCGGCGACGGUGUCAAGUCCUCUGUCAACUCGCUGCGGCGCAUGAUGGGCGACGAAUCCGUCGACGUUGACGUUGAGAUGCAGACCACGCAGCAGAUAUCUUUUUCGGAGGAAAUGGGCGCUAUGUUCAACCUUUCUUGGUUUCAAAGAAUUGCCCUUUUCGCCAUGGUCUUCGGCACGGGCGUCCUCAUGAUGUGUAUAUCCUUUUCCUUCCUCCCUGUCAUUGUCGUCGUCCCGCACAAGUUUGCCGCCUCGUUCACACUGGGCAAUUUGCUCGCCAUCUUCUCCACGUGGAUUCUCGUCGGACCAAGAGCCCAGCUCCAGGCAAUGUUUCAUCCCGCUCGCGCCGUCGCUGCGGGUAUUUAUCUUGCGUCACUGUUCAUUGCCCUGUUUGCUGCAUUCUUUGGCGGCAAGUUGCGCUAUAUUAUCGUCCUCGUCGCCGUCGUAGCCGAGAUAUGUUCUUUGGUGUGGUAUGCGCUGAGCUACAUCCCAUAUGGUAGGCAUAUGAUGUCUCGCCUCUUUGGACUAUUUGGCGGCUCCUAAAUAUUCCAAGCGUCAGAGGUCAUCGCGGCCGUCAGUGUCCGCAUUGGGCGUGACCUCUUUGUCGAACGGGGCUCUCGCACCAGGACGAACCCGGAGAGAUCGAAAGUUGGAUAAGGUCUCAGUGUAGACGCAGCUCAUGAAUAGCCGCGAACGUCGAUAAUCCACCUCACCCUCUUCAAGCUGCGAUCGCAAAGACAUCAUCCCGCCGCAUGAAAUAUCGGAUCCCACAUCCGCAACAGCAAGGAAGCAUUCCCGCAAGAGUUGACGAGUUUGAAUAGGCACAGAACCACGAGUUUCGUAUGUUAGUUCUGAUGCAUCGGCACCAUUUACACAACUCAGACCACGGCGGAGUUCAAGUGAGACGAAAGCCACAUGCGACUUGUGAGAGCAUAUCUGCGCUGUGAGGUGUCAUGCAUAGCGGACCCAUGGAGAUAGCCUUUCCUGUAAACCCUAUUAUCUUUGCACGACGUACCGGUUCGGAGUCGUAGACUUCCU
This is a messenger RNA of Chondrus crispus (carragheen), 1473 nucleotides long. RefSeq lists its product as hypothetical. The coding region runs from base 274 to 978 and encodes 234 amino acids. Gene Ontology annotation, biological process: vesicle-mediated transport. Gene Ontology annotation, cellular component: membrane. NCBI's taxonomy places the organism in Eukaryota, Rhodophyta, Florideophyceae, Gigartinales, Gigartinaceae. The record is from RefSeq and is a predicted model, not a curated record. The transcript is spliced from 4 exons.